Ctenopharyngodon idella (grass carp) is the source of this 3224-nucleotide messenger RNA. RefSeq names its product zona pellucida protein C (gene zpcx). The record is from RefSeq and is a predicted model, not a curated record. Gene Ontology annotation, molecular function: acrosin binding. Bases 130 to 1824 code for a protein of 564 amino acids. Lineage: Eukaryota; Metazoa; Chordata; Actinopteri; Cypriniformes; Xenocyprididae. Gene Ontology annotation, cellular component: extracellular matrix. The transcript has 6 exons. Gene Ontology annotation, biological process: egg coat formation; binding of sperm to zona pellucida; positive regulation of acrosome reaction.
UGCACAUUGUAAACCUUCUCUCAGCUUGAUUUUUUUUUUAGGAAGGUCUGUAAAACAAGGAAAGUUGUUGUGUAAAUUAGUAAAUUAUUCUGUACUGAUUCUCUCUCAAGUCAAAACUAUAGGAUUGGGAUGGCGGCAGUUUUUGUCAUCCUCUUUUGCGCUAUAGUGUGUCUAGCGCUUCCUGUUACAUCUAACGGGAGUGAUUUUAAUGCACACUUUUCAGCAUACUUACCAGGAGUAAUACAUGAUGUCUGGCAUGUUUCUGACUUUCCUGGUGCUGCAGAAGAUGGACGUUUCUUAAAUGGGGGUCAUCAGCCUCACACUUUUGAUGGCUUUGCAUCUGGCUUCUUGAUGCCAUAUGAUAUACAGGGUCUACUGGAGAGAAGAAACAGUUUUUCAUUAAGGAUCAUGAACUCAUCUUGGAGUGAUCCAGCAGAUACUAACGUGUUCCACAAAGGAGAGCAGUUGCAUCUGCAGGUGUCUGCCUCGCCUGGCCCUGGUCAACAGCUUUAUGUCCAGUCUUGCCAUGCUUCCUCCUCUCCAAACCCUGCUGACAAACCUGAAGUCUCCCUUAUCAUUAACAAAGGAUGUGUGGCGUCCAAAGAGUCUUUGGUGAAGUUUGUGUCGCGGCAAAGUGAUGCAGUCAAUUUGGUUGUUCGUGCGUCCAGUUUAAAGUCUUCUGAGACUUACCUUCACUGCAGAGUCUAUCUUUCUGAUGUGGGUCUGACUGCUGUCACUAAAUUCUGCAACUAUAACAAGCUCAAAUCAAGAUGGGUUGACCUAGGUGGCCAAAGCUCAGUAUGUGAUUGUUGUGGGAGAAGAUGCAGAAGCUCUGAGCGUCCAGAACUUCCUGUUUCUCUAGACCUGACCGCAGUAGUAAGCACUGGCCCGCUGAUUAUUAAAGAUCCACAAUCUGCACCCCAGGCCACAUUGCUGCCGCCAUCAGACUACAGUGCUACCAAGUCCAGCCCUGCAGCCAGAGACUUGUCUGAUAAAAGAUGGAUCAUGGCAGGUGCCUCUUUCUCUGGGCGCUCAAUGCAAAACAUUGGCAAUGUCUCCCCCUGGCCGUUUCAGCCUAGCUUUGGAGGAGGUGUGGUCAUCGUCAGCCAGGGACUGGGAGGGGAUUUAUCAAUGUGGCUACCAGACAUCAUGGAGCUUGAGUUCCCACCAGUGGUGCAAGUGGGAAUUGGUCAUCCAGAAAAUCCUGCUGUUGAUGUAACCCUUCAAAGUGACAAACCCUUUAGAAAGCUGAAACCAGAUGAAAGCACUGAGACGAGUCAGGUGGUUGCUGUGACUGAAGGAAAAGCUAAAGUAGAAGCUGUCGAUUCACAUGUUGCAGAGGAUGGAUUGGGCUUGUGGCAUCUUAGAGAUGUUGACAACUCCUAUAAGAUUCAGGGAAAAUAUGCUGUGACUGAAGCGCAUCACCUAGACCAGCCUCAAAUGGAUCUCGAAUCUGAAUUUGACUUUCCUUCUAAUGACCUAUUGCUGGUCAAUCCUACACCAGAGAAGCUCUCUGAGAGCACUGAGGAUAAGGGUGAUAUUGUUUUCAGACAGGCUGAGAUGGUCUUUAAAAGCGAUAAAAGAGACAAAUUAUUUGAGCCAGUUCUCUACUCUAAACUAAGUCUGAAACAAGCUGUAGAUGGGUCCAGUUCUCUCAAUUAUGAAGAACAGAAAAGGCCCAGCAUGAGAGAACAGGACAACGAGACUCCACAAUUAGAGCGAGAUAGUGAGAAAAGACAAAAGGAUGAGCGGAUGGAGGACACUUCUAAAAUUAAAGGUCUGGUUUCAUCCCUAUUAGAUCAACUGAGGUCAGUGGACUGGUGAUUAUGAUUUUUAUUAAAGGUCCAUGUGUGUGUUUUCCAUCAUGCCUUGGUGUGAAAGGAUUCUAAAUGGUGUUUACUGAAAUUUCAACCUAAAUAAAAACAUUUUCCUCAUUAAGUUCCUUUGUCACUUAACUUUUAUUUUACAAUUUAAGUAGGAAAACAUGACUUCUAAAUGGUUAUCAUAUGAGUGCAUGGUAAUGUUGAGCCUUUAUCUUGAUAUUGUUAUAAAUGGGUUGAAUCUUGUAUAACUUAAACUGAAAAUUGCUUAACUUAUUGAGUUAAGGGGGGGGAGUUGGUUUUGAGAAGGGUGGAUUUCAGGAACAAAUUUUAAUAAUGACUUUAAAACUGGUCAAAAAAAUACAACACUUGUAUCAUAUGUAGGGUUUUUUUUUUUUUUUUUUUUUUUGCUUGAUUAGUUUAACUGUUAAGUAAUUAGAAGUAGUCAUUAGGCUACCUAUUAAGCCUUCCAGUAGUCUACAGUAAAGUAAAAAAAAAAAAAAUUCUCGGGUGAACACCUAUGCGAAACUUUUGAGAGAAUGCAAACACAUUGAGAGGGGGAAAAAAAAUUAUAUAUAUAUUUAUUCCCCCCAUCUUAUAAUUAUUUUUCCGUCACCAUGUCCCUUUAGGGGCUCUGUAGAGCACAUAUUUGGUAAUCUGAAAAAGUGUGUAUCUGGAUCAGGGGGAUCCAAUCUAAUUUUGCUUUUAAAAAAACCAGCACAGAAGUAAGAUUGCUUAUCUGAUCCUGCAGUAGAACAUGGGAUUUCCAAAUCCAGAUCAUUCUGUUCCAUAUUAAACAUUUUGGACAAUUAGCCCUUGAUCAUAUUUUUUUUUUAAUAGGAAAAUGUAACUAAAUGUCAUGGUAAACUUACCUGGUAAACUUGUUUUUCUUUUUCUGAUGUGCAAAUAUGGCAGACCAUUACAUUAAUAAAAUAUCAGGUCAGAGAAGUAUAGCCUACCUUUUAUGUGAGGUUUCAUUUAUUUUUAAUCUUUGAUUCAUUCAAUGGAUGUUUGUCAGUUUUUUGAGAAUGACCCAUGUUCAUGUAAAAGAAACAUUUUGCUGUAGACUGCUACUGCACCCAGAUGUCGCUGUUGGAUGUUCUGAAUGUGCUGUCAUGUACACCGCAUGCUCGGAGAGCGUGUUUUUUUUUUUUUUUUUCUGUUAUCCUGAAUGCGACCCUGGCUGCUAUUUCCUCCGCUUGAGCUAUAAAGUGCCCGUGCGUUUCCCACGCACCCUCUUUCCCCGGCCACCACACCGUGAGUGUAUAACUCACUGUUCUUCAGUACCUUUAAAAAAGAAAAAAAAAAAAACAACAUAAAAAAUACAAAAUACUGAAAAUCUCAAAAAAUAACUACUUUAAAACAACGUUUUUGAAAAGGGCAAACUUUUUUUUUUUUUUUUAA